Molecule: messenger RNA, 3111 nt
Organism: Hevea brasiliensis (rubber tree)
Lineage: Eukaryota; Viridiplantae; Streptophyta; Magnoliopsida; Malpighiales; Euphorbiaceae
Product: serine/threonine-protein kinase TOUSLED
Exons: 16
Coding region: 577-2649 (690 amino acids)
Biological process (GO): peptidyl-serine phosphorylation; chromosome segregation; intracellular signal transduction
Cellular component (GO): nucleus
Molecular function (GO): ATP binding; protein serine/threonine kinase activity
Source: RefSeq, a predicted model, not a curated record
CUAUGCCCUCACCACAUUAUAGUCUAUUUGCUCACUUCCUGGGGCAGAGUCCCAACUAAUACUUGAUUUUCUUCCAUGUUUCAAACACGUCUCCGCCGCACCAAUUCAAUUCUAGCAAAUGCUCUUUUUAAUUUUAAAUCACACCCAUUGAAGCCUGCUUCCCCUUCCCCUGCCCAAAACAAAAUAAACUAAAAAGCCCCAUCAUUUCUAGUUUCUCUCUGGCUAUUCCUCCUUCCUUCUCUUCCUCCAAUUCUUUCUUCCCUUUGAUCCUCUCUUCCCUUUACCAAAUUCAAAACGCUAAAGUUUCUCUCUCUCUCUCUCUCUCUGGUCUUGUUACUGCCAAAAUCUCCUUAGACUAUAUAUACUAUAGGGACUUCAGUUCUUUUGCCUGAUCAUGCCUUUGUUUUGUACAAAUCAAAAGCUGCAAAAGGUUCUUUUUUCGUUAUCAAAAGACCAGUAUUUUAGGGUUUUUUCUCAAAUUGCAAGACUGAACCCAUUUCUUUCUUCUCAAUUGUGAUUCUACCUGAAUAAUCUGAAGUCUUUUUUGGUUGCCAAACAGUCAGUUUUUCUUGCACAAUGUCUGAUGAUAUGUUGAUUCAUUUUUCCUCCAACUCUUCCAAUCAAUCAGACCAGUCCCUGCCUACCAAGAUUGCCAAACUCGAAGCUCGCAUGGUGGGUAAGGCCUCUUCUGUAGCCUCUACCCCCGCCCAACCUCAGCAACUGCAGCAGCAACCCACUUGGUCCUCUGUCUCUUCCGCAGUGAAAUUUGGGCCCGCCGAGGACUUGAGUGAGCAGAUGAGUUCCAGUGAUUCUGAUGAUUAUAAUGGAGGGGAGUUUCUUAUACAAGCGAAUACUCAGAAGCGCCAAAGAAUACAAGAAGAUAACAAUUCAUCUGCUUUUGAACAUCUUGAGAUGACCCAGGAAGUGGCUGAUGGAAGGCAAAAGAUCGUAGAAACCGUGGAGACAAAGACCAGUGUUGAUACAAAUAGGAGAAAACAAGGGCGUGGUAGAGGGCAUUCUGUUUCAGGUAGAGGUCGUGGUUCCAGGGGCAAUGAUCAGAUGAGAUCACAAAUUUCUUCUUCAAUGGCAUUAUCUCCAAAUGAUCAGCUUGAGAAUUCAUACCUCAAGGAUAAUAAGCAUAAAGACAACUUACACAAUGAUGGUUGCACUCUAGUAGAGGAGGACAUUACUUCCCUACGUGCGAAAGUUGCAGCACUAGAGGAGGAGCUUCGUAAAUCUCGACAAGAGGCCUCUGAUAAUCAAAAUCUCUGUCAGCAAUUAGAAAAGGAAUUGAAGGAACUAAAAGAUUAUGAGCAACAAAUGAAGCCCAAGAGAACAAAAAUGAUAUCUGAUCUGCUGAUAUCUGUCUCAAAAGCAGAAAGACAAGAAGCUAGGAUGAAGGUCCGACAGGAUUCUUUAAGACUUGGCAACGUGGGUGUGAUCAGAGCUGGAACUGUCAUAUCUGAGACCUGGGAGGACGGGCAAGUGCUAAAAGAUCUAAAUACUCAUCUUAGACACUUAUUGGAAACAAAGGAGGCAGUUGAGCGGCAGAGGAAGUCAUUGAAGAAACGACAAUCUGACAAGGGAGAUGGAACAGAUGCAGAGUUAGGAGCACAAGAAGAUGAUUUUCUCAUCCAGGAUGAGAUUUUUAAAUCUCGUCUGGCAAGCAUUAAGCGUGAGGAAGAAAUUAUUUUGCGUGAGAGAGAUCGUUAUGAACUUGAAAAAGGACGUCUCAUACGUGAAAUGAAACGAAUACGAGAUGAGGAUGGUUCCCAUUUUAAUAAUUUUCAGAUUUUGAAUCACCGAUAUGCCCUCCUAAACCUCCUUGGCAAAGGAGGAUUUAGUGAGGUUUACAAGCAGGCUUAUGAUUUGGUAGAGCAUAGAUAUGUUGCAUGUAAGCUUCAUGGUCUAAAUGCUCAAUGGAGCGAGGAUAAGAAGCAAAGUUACAUAAGGCAUGCAAUACGGGAGUACAAUAUUCACAAGACGUUGGUGCAUAAUCACAUUGUUCGGCUUUGGGACAUUUUUGAGAUUGACCAGAAUACAUUCUGCACUGUCUUAGAGUAUUGUAGCGGAAAAGAUCUUGAUGCUGUGCUUAAAGCAACGCCUAUAUUGCCUGAGAGAGAAGCUCGGAUCAUUAUUGUGCAGAUAUUUCAAGGCCUUGUAUACUUGAAUAAAAGAGCACAGAAGAUUAUCCAUUAUGAUCUGAAGCCCGGGAAUGUUCUAUUUGAUGAGUUUGGUGUUGCUAAAGUUACAGAUUUCGGUCUGAGCAAGAUUGUGGAGGAUGACGUUGGAUCCCAGGGAAUGGAACUUACAUCCCAGGGAGCUGGAACAUAUUGGUACUUGCCACCAGAAUGCUUUGAGCUCAGCAAGACUCCUUUAAUAUCAUCAAAGGUUGAUGUCUGGUCAGCUGGGGUUCUAUUUUACCAAAUGCUCUUUGGCAGACGUCCUUUUGGGCAUGACCAGACUCAAGAACGAAUAUUACGUGAAGACACAAUUAUCAAGGCUCGCAGGGUUGAGUUCCCUUCAAAGCCUUCUGUCUCUAAUGAGGCAAAGGAUUUUAUUCGCCGAUGUCUAACAUAUAACCAAACUGAGAGACCAGAUGUUCUAACUAUCGCUCAAGAUCAGUAUCUUACAUACUCAAAGAAGUAGUGUACAAAGGCUCGGAUAAGAAGGGUUGCAUGGGCCAGGAAAGCUGACAAUUUCUACCGAUCAAUACUUGAAAGGGGAAAAAAAACGUUGUUCAGCAAUACCAACUUGGAAUUUUGUAUAUGCUAUAAAGGUUUUGUAAAAACUUUUCCCCUGGCUUUUGAGGGCAAGAUUUUAGUUCCCCUCCCCUCCCCUCCUUUUGGGCUAAAGUUCAUUUUGGCAUCUUGAUUCGUUUGUUAUAACAGAUGCUUAUUAUAUUUUUGAGAGAGGAAAAAAGAAAAUGACCUGUACAGAAAAGUUUAUUUAAUUUAAGGAAAUGGAGAAGGGAUGUUUAAUGCAUUGUAGCAUUUGAUUAAAACUUUAGAGACACCACUAGUUAGUUCUUGAGUUUUACUAUUAUUAAUAUUUAGGCUCCUUGUAUUUGAAAAAUAUGUUGUUUAAUCCCUCAGUGUUGCUUUUGUCAUA